AUGGGUCGCACAUUUGGCGCGCCUAAAACCAUUACUACGGAUCAAGGUACACAGUUCGAAUCACAAUUGUUUAAAGCCCUGACUAACCACCUGGGAUGUGUACGAACAAGAACUACAACAUAUCACCCGGCCUCUAACGGAAUCAUCGAACGUUGGCACCGUUCUUUAAAAGUCGCAAUCCGCUGUCAAGAAUCUAAAAACUGGUUGCAAGCAUUACCAAUAGUUCUACUGGGACUGCGUACCAGCAUCAAAGAAGACAUAAAAGCGACAGCAGCAGAAUUAGUCUACGGCAUUACCUUACGUCUGUCAGCCGAAUAUUUUUUCAAUGAAAAUUUUACGCCAGAACCUCAAGCAUUUUUAUCACAUUUUCGAGAGCAUAUGCGGAACGUCAGGUCCACACCUACAGCCCAUCACAACAAGAAGAGAACAUUCACUCACGGUACCUUAUACACAUGCACUCACGUAUUCGUGAGAGUGGAUAAAUUAAGAAGCCCUCUAGAACCACCUUACGAAGGGCCAUACCCGGUAAACGAAAAAAUUACUGAUCGUAUAUUUAAAGUUCUAGUUAAAGGAGAAGCUGUCAACAUUUCGGUGGAUCGACUUAAACCAGCGUUCUUGGAGGCAAUACCGGAGGAGGAAAACGAGUCGUCACCCAGUCAAGCAGCGCAAGCUAACAGCCCAAGAGUAUAUCCAGGCAAACGCGUUAGAUUCGCGACAUAG
Molecule: messenger RNA, 720 nt
Organism: Solenopsis invicta (red fire ant)
Lineage: Eukaryota; Metazoa; Arthropoda; Insecta; Hymenoptera; Formicidae
Exons: 1
Coding region: 1-720 (239 amino acids)
Biological process (GO): DNA integration
Molecular function (GO): nucleic acid binding
Source: RefSeq, a predicted model, not a curated record